AUGGGCAUCAGGCUGAUCGUUUUUGGUCUACUGCUAACACUCCUGGCUCUAAAUCUAAGCUAUAAUCCGAUUGUUGGGAAUGUUGAUGUUAAGGGACAGCUCUUUAAGAGAGCAAAUGGCUACAAGCCCUGGCUCUAUAAGGCAACCAUCGACGGCUGUCGAUUUCUGAAGAAGGCCUAUCAUCCUCUCGCAAUACUCGUCUAUAAAAUUUUCAAAAGCUAUACAAACCUCAACCACACGUGUCCCUACGAGGGCUUGGUACUUAUCAAGGACUUGUAUCUCAAGUUCGAGAACUUACCGCAUGCUAUACCCACGGGUGAAUAUCUACUGAGAUUGGAUUGGUGCAUAAAUAAGAAUAUACAAAUAAGAUCGGAUGUUUAUUUUGCAUUCGUAGAGGACUUGUAA
Messenger RNA from Drosophila novamexicana, 405 nucleotides. RefSeq lists its product as uncharacterized. The coding region runs from base 1 to 405 and encodes 134 amino acids. The transcript has 3 exons. NCBI's taxonomy places the organism in Eukaryota, Metazoa, Arthropoda, Insecta, Diptera, Drosophilidae. The record is from RefSeq and is a predicted model, not a curated record.